AUGCCCCAAUCUAGCACCAAUCUUAAGACGACCGACUACGGAGCCACCGCCGCUCCUGCCCCUGCUGCAACCUCCUCGUCCGCAAAGCCACCUGCCGCCUCUCGGAUUGAGCCUAAAGUAUGGCUAGCGAACGAACGAACAUGGUUGAAUUGGUGCCGGACUGGUGUCUUGUUGGGCUCGUUUGGAGUCGCCCUUAUUAAUUCAUCUCCUUCUCUAGGCGCACGGGCGAUGGGGGUCGUUUAUGCCGCCAUCGCAAUCGGGACAAUAGGAUAUGGACACCAUCUUUACAAAAAACGCAUCAGGUUGAUUAAAGAAAAAUAUUCGGGUCAUUUCGACGAAGUAAUCGCUCCUCUUAUCAUCUCAGGAUCACUCUUCCUGGCCAUUCUCGUCAAUUUUAUUCUCCGGGCCAUAGACAAUGAACGACAUAAGCCUUCGAAUGAUAUGCCGAAAGCGCCCUGGAUUGCUGCCCCAGCCUCGACUAAGUUCCCCCCACUCUAA
Molecule: messenger RNA, 498 nt
Organism: Puccinia triticina
Lineage: Eukaryota; Fungi; Basidiomycota; Pucciniomycetes; Pucciniales; Pucciniaceae
Exons: 4
Coding region: 1-498 (165 amino acids)
Cellular component (GO): vacuolar transporter chaperone complex; fungal-type vacuole membrane
Source: RefSeq, a predicted model, not a curated record